Molecule: messenger RNA, 1524 nt
Organism: Oryzias latipes (Japanese medaka)
Lineage: Eukaryota; Metazoa; Chordata; Actinopteri; Beloniformes; Adrianichthyidae
Gene: olig4
Product: oligodendrocyte transcription factor 4
Biological process (GO): axon development; positive regulation of transcription by RNA polymerase II; sensory organ development
Cellular component (GO): nucleus
Molecular function (GO): protein dimerization activity; E-box binding; DNA-binding transcription factor activity, RNA polymerase II-specific
Source: RefSeq, a predicted model, not a curated record
CACAACACAUUAUUGUCCAAAUACUGACACUUGAAUGUCUUUUUAAUGUCCGGUUCAGGACAUGUGAACAUUCUAAUGCUUUGGGUGAUGCAUAAGGGCUUCAUCAGCACAGGGGGAAUUAAAGGGGGUGUGGAAAGGUGAAGUGGGGGCUACAUGAAGGAGGUGUUAGAGGGGGCCGAAAGUGUGUCCCUUCUUCAAUUGGCUGCAGCCCUAAAUGUCUCAUUAUGCAGCUUAUUGUUCCUUUGUUGAGUCGGCAAUAUAAAUACAGCCCAGUGGGCCCGUGAGGUGACAGUUCAGAGACUCACUUCGAGUGACGGACUUAACAUCUGCCUUAACUGAUCACUCUCAGUGUGGCUGUUUGUGGAACUUCAAGACCUCCAUUUGUCACACAUAAAGUCAUCCUCCAUAUAUUUAUUUUUUUGGAGCAGAUUUUUGCAACUAAAGUCUAAAAAUGGAUUCCGAUGCUGGUUCCACAUGCAGCCGCUCUUCCUCUCCAGACCUGGUGGUGGACGACUCUCCUGGAAGCUUCUUCUCCAACAAGAUGUUCCAGAAAUACUGCCAUGAUGACACAACAGACAGCAGAGCGGGUCAAAGCAGAAUGGAGCACUGCAGCGGGGCUGGGAAGAACAAGAACAGGUCUGAGCUAAGCAAGGAAGAGGUGCAAGACCUGAGGCUGAAGGUCAACAGCCGGGAAAGGAAAAGGAUGCACGACUUGAACCAGGCCAUGGACGGCCUGCGGGAGGUUAUGCCAUACGCUCACGGACCUUCGGUCCGCAAGCUGUCGAAGAUCUCCACUUUGCUGUUGGCGCGCAACUACAUCCUCAUGCUGUCCAGCUCCUUGGAAGAAAUGAGGAAACUGGUCGGGGAUGUUUAUGGAGGCAGUGCAGCUGCCCAGAACCGCUCCACUCCCCACGCCACAAUUACCCCUGCAGCCACGUCUGCUCAACUCUCUCUGCACCCUCUGGCCCAGUCCCUGCAUCCACUGGUGGGCAGCACACCUGCUGCCCUGCAGCACCACUCACCUUCUGCCUCUUUAGCUGCAGCUCCACACUCCCCUCCAUCAGCCAGCUUUCUUGGGUUUCACGCUCCACUGCAGGGCCUUCUGAAGGAGCCGCUCCACCUGAGCAGCUCCUACAGGCACUUCCCUGGGAUGCCUUGUCCGUGCACACUCUGCCAGCCUCUGCCCACCACUACCUCCACAUUGCACAGCUUGUCUAUUAACAAGUGACCAGGACACCUCAAUAAACUGACACCAACUGUUUGGAUUAAAUGAACAAAAUGGACUUUGAACAAAAAACUGAUAUAAAGUGUAAAUGCUGUACAUACAAACUGCUGCUACUCGUUUUAUAUUAUUUUUUGAGUUAUGUUUGUAUAACAGUAUUUUAAAUGUCAUAAGGAUUUUUACCAAAGUAGUAAACUGUGUAACUUAUCUGAUAUAUGUGCCGAUAAAAAUGUGAAACAUGGGAACAAAUGGAUUGCAAUGUGCAGGAUUUCUAUUUUCCUAAAUUAAAGAUGAGUUUUUUA